Messenger RNA from Volvox carteri f. nagariensis, 1435 nucleotides. RefSeq lists its product as uncharacterized. The record is from RefSeq and is a predicted model, not a curated record. Lineage: Eukaryota; Viridiplantae; Chlorophyta; Chlorophyceae; Chlamydomonadales; Volvocaceae. Bases 6 to 1346 code for a protein of 446 amino acids. The transcript is spliced from 8 exons. Gene Ontology annotation, molecular function: zinc ion binding; ubiquitin protein ligase activity.
CAGGAAUGCUUUACCGACUGCCAAGCUUGCUGCUAAAUAAGACUAACCAACACCGCGUUAACAGGUUGGACGUGGAAAAGCCUAAGCAUUUUUUGGUUUAUUCACCACUGCAGAUACACCUAUUGCAAGCUAUGGCUCCGAAGCGCAAGAAAGCUCAAUCAAUUAUUGACAUAUCGUUAGGAAGCGACAGCGAUGACUCUCUUGAGGACAAAAAGCGUCGCCGCGCAAGCAGCACUCGUCGAAAACCAGUCGCAUCAGCUGCAGAUGCUGAGGAGGCCUUAGCUAGCAGCAGGGACGGAGGAGGGGAGCAUCCAACGUCGCAGUGCCCUUCUACGGGUAAUGCCGAUGCCCCUCGCGGAGGCAAGCGGAAAACCAAGAAGGCCGAGGCGCCGGAGAAGGAGCAUCGUGUGGACUGCAUGGGUCGCAUAGCCAAAUAUAGAUCCACGCCGUCACGGGAAGUGUACGCGAGGAUACAGCGCGCGAUGCCAGGCUCCGCACACCGCAUGUUCCUGGUGGACUCCAAGCAGCUGUCGGCCCCCGGGUCCUCCGACGGACCUGCGCAGGAGUUCCACGUCCUGGGAGCCACCGGCAAUGUGUACACCGUCGUCAUCAGCCGCAGCCCCAGCUGCUCCUGUCCCGACUUUGCCAAGGGCCACCUGUGCAAGCACGUGCUGUUUGUGAUGCUGAGGGUGCUGCGACAGAGCCCAGACAACCCGGUUAUAUGGCAGAAAGGCCUACUGACUCGCGAAGUGGAGGAGGUGCUGGGUCCGCUGGCGGCGGCAGGCUCCGGAACCGCCGCUGUGGAUCAGUCGGUGCUGGCGACGGAGCUAGUACGGCAACGCUACGCGGCAGUUGCGGGAGGCAGCAGCAGCAGCGGCGCGGCGGGCGCUGCUAGUGGUGGCGGUGGCGUGCAGCGUCCUGUGGAGGGCGACUGUCCCAUCUGCUACGAGGCGAUGGUGGCACCUUCAGGGGGGGGUCGUGGAGCGGAGGCCAAUACGUUUUGCAUGUCUUGUGGCAACAACAUGCACAAGACCUGCUUCGACCGUUGGGCCAGCAGCAAGCGGUCCAGUGGUCAGGUCGUCACGUGUGUGUAUUGCAGAGCGGCUUGGGGGCCCCCGGGAGCUUCAUUCGUUCGUGGUGGCGCCGCCGGGGAUACAGCCGCCGGCUCGGCUGGCGGCAGCGCGGGGGAGUACGUUAACUUGUCGCAGUACAGUGACGCCCACCGGAAUGCGCCAUCCCUGGAGGAGCUGUACGGCGCGAACGCCUACUUUAUCCGGGCCAACAACGGAGACAUGAGCCGCCGCGAGGCGGCACGGCUCCAUGCCGCUGCGAGGGGGUUGGCUUGAGGCAGGGGCUGGUACUUAUCCUGGGCUACCUACCCUGUCUCCGUCGUAUAACAUUUACUAUACCGCCCUUUUUUGUGUGGGAGAGGAAA